CUGCCCUUAGCCAAAAUGGCGCCAGCUCGGAAGUUGCCGAAGUUGACGAAGCAGGUCCGGAAGCUGCCGAGCGAGUCCGGAAGUUGCCGAAAGAGAGCAGCGGGGAAGGAGGAUGGCGGAUAUCAUCGCAAGACUCCGGGAGGACGGGAUCCAAAAGCGUGUGAUAGAGGAGGGCCGAGGAGAGCUCCCUGACUUUCAGGAUGGAACUAAGGCCACGUUCCACUACCGGACUCUGCGCAGUGACGAUGAGGGCACCGUGCUGGACGACAGCCGGGUGUGCGGCAAGCCCAUGGAGCUCAUCAUCGGCAAGAAGUUCAAGCUGCCCGUGUGGGAGACCAUUGUGCGCACCAUGCGGGAGGGCGAGAUCUCUCAGUUCUGCUGCGACGUCAAGCAUGUGGUCCUGUAUCCACUGGUGGCCAAGAGUCUACGCAACAUUGCAGCUGGCAAAGACCCCCUGGAGGGCCAGCGGCACUGCUGCGGCAUCGCCCAGAUGCACGAGCACAAUUCCCUGGGCCACGCCGAUCUGGACGCCCUGCAGCAGAACCCCCAGCCUCUCAUCUUCGACAUCGAGAUGCUUAAGGUGGAGAACCCUGGCACGUACCAGCAGGACCCGUGGGCGAUGACGGAUGAGGAGAAGGCAAAGGCAGUGCCGGUCAUACACCAGGAGGGCAACCGGUUGUACCGCGAGGGCCGUGUGAAGGAGGCUGCCGCCAAGUACUACGACGCCAUCGCCUGCCUCAAGAACCUUCAGAUGAAGGAACAGCCUGGGUCCCCUGACUGGAUCCAGCUGGAUCUGCAGAUCACACCACUGCUGCUCAACUACUGUCAGUGCAAGCUGGCGGCCCAGGAGUAUUACGAGGUGCUGGACCACUGCUCCUCCAUCCUCAACAAGUAUGAUGACAACGUCAAGGCCUACUUCAAGCGGGGCAAGGCGCACGCGGCAGUGUGGAAUGCCCAGGAGGCCCAGGCUGACUUUGCCAAGGUGUUGGAGCUGGACCCCGCCCUGGCGCCCAUCGUGAGCCGUGAGCUGCGGGCCCUCGAGGCAAGAAUCCGGCAGAAGGACGAGGAAGACAGGGCCCGCUUCCGGGGCAUCUUCUCCCACUGACAGGGCCCUGCUGGCCCAGCCACCCUGCCCAGCUCACUGCUGCUGCUAGCAGCCCCCCCGCCCCCGCCGUAUCAUGCUUCUCUGUAUAUAAAGGCCUUAUUUAUCUCUC
Molecule: messenger RNA, 1214 nt
Organism: Aethalodelphis obliquidens (Pacific white-sided dolphin)
Lineage: Eukaryota; Metazoa; Chordata; Mammalia; Artiodactyla; Delphinidae
Gene: AIP
Product: AHR interacting HSP90 co-chaperone
Exons: 6
Coding region: 113-1105 (330 amino acids)
Molecular function (GO): peptidyl-prolyl cis-trans isomerase activity; protein binding
Source: RefSeq, a predicted model, not a curated record